CCGGGAUCUGUGGACCGCCGACCGCGUCCCUCGCGUCGACGGAUUACGUGACGACGGUAUGCUACCCCGCGGGAUCGCAGCUCACCCUGACCGCCACUCACCCUCAGCCCCACGUCGUUGAUCCCGUCGCGAUGACGCCCACCUCGGCGCCGAUGCCGACCCCGACGUCGGCGUCGGGCCCCAACAACCCCGUCGCCAUGAGCCAGCUGGGGACCGUCUACGCCACCAAGAGACGGCGUCGGAACGGAAAGAGCUUGAAACCACCGCAGAAGGAUGGGGUGACGAAGUCGAAUCCCAGCAAACGGCAUCGGGAGCGAUUGAACGCCGAGCUGGACACGCUGGCGUCAUUGCUUCCUUUUGAGCAAAAUAUCCUCAGCAAGCUGGAUCGACUCAGCAUCCUCAGACUCAGCGUAAGCUACCUCCGCACCAAGAGCUACUUUCAAAAGGUGAUGUGCAAGGACAAGGAAGAGAACUUGCACCACGACUCGCACUACAGGGCGAGGGAGCUGGCGGCGCUCGCUGCUUACGACCAUCAUCACCUCGACGGCGAAAUGUUCCUACAGGCACUGAACGGGUUCCUGCUAAUAUUGACUUGCGACGGGGAAGUGUUCUUCGCUACCCACAGCAUAGAGAGUUACCUUGGCUUCCAUCAGUCUGACAUCGUCCAUCAGAGUGUCUACGAAUUGGUGCACAGCGAAGACCGGGAGGAACUGCAGCGGCAAUUAAUGUGGAACUCCUUCCUGCCCGCCGAAAGUGCGAACCUGCCGUUGCACGACGCACUCUCGCCCCAGCAUUGUCAUCUACUCGAGCGCAGCUUCACGGUCCGUUUCCGUUGUCUCCUGGACAAUACAUCCGGUUUUCUGCGUCUCGACAUCAGGGGCCGAGUGAAGGUGCUUCAUGGCCAGAACCGGAAGACGGAGGAGCCACCGUUGGCCCUGUUCGCUUUGUGCACACCGUUUGGACCUCCCUCGCUGCUGGAGGUACCGCAGAAGGAAGUAAUGUUCAAGAGCAAACACAAGUUGAAUCUCGCGCUUGUGACGAUGGACCAGAGAGGGAAGAUGCUUCUGGGUUACUCGGACGCGGAACUAACGAAUCUCGGUGGCUACACUCUAGUCCAUUAUGACGAUUUAGCCUACGUCGCCAGCGCGCAUCAAGAGUUGUUGAAAACCGGCGCAUCGGGCAUGAUAGCGUACAGAUUCCAGACGAAGGACGGCGGAUGGCAGUGGCUGCAGACUAGCUCUAGACUGGUCUAUAAAAACUCGAAACCGGACUUUGUGUUGAGCACCCAUCGACCUCUCAUGGAGGAGGAGGGUAGAGAUCUGCUCGGCAAACGCACCAUGGACUUCAAGGUGAGCUACCUGGACGCUGGACUGACCAACAGCUACUUCUCGGACAGCGACAGCCUGACGGGGUCGGUGAUGGCGCCCACGUUGCCCGCACAGCCAGCACCACAGCGAGUGAACAGGCGAUACAAGACGCAGCUGCGUGAUUUUCUGUCAACCUGCCGAAGCAAACGCACCAAGCUUGCUGCCCAGUCCUCGGUCUCGCCACCUGUGACACCCGCGGUUGCAUCCGUGGACUACCUCGCGGCGGACACCAGCGCAGCAGCCGCCGUCGCAGCAGCGUACAGCAACUUGAACACCAUGUACCCAACCCCAUACGCGCCCACGGCGGUGGCAGCCAGUACCGAUCCCUCCUUGACGACCUACAUCGGCCACACGGGAAAUUACCAUCAGACUUUGUACCCGGCGACCGCGUUAGACAACAGGUAUCUCACAGCUGCGACGGAGAAUCUGUUCCAGUACAGACCACUGGGCUCGUAUUACCCAGAAUACCACACCAGCACCGCUUACAACGGCUUCAUCGACGUGUCGCUGCCCACGUACGAGACCCAUCAGCUGACCAGCAAGACAGAGGACAAGCUCUACUGUCAGCAACUCGGCAGCGGCGAGUCACCCAAGUACAGCUACGUAGAGACGCGUCAUCCGGGCAGCGUAAGCGGUUCACCAUACGCCGCUAGUCCGGUGGCGAGUGCGUCGACGAUGCACCCGGCGACGACAGACAUGAACGUCGUGCGCGCCGGUAGCAGGCACUCGCUGGAGGGUGGCGCGUCGUCCAGCAAUUCCGCCGGCAGUUCACCAGUGACCGGGGGUGGCAGUGGCGGCGGCGGUAGCGCUGGGGCGGCGAACGGCGUACUCACGCCGAAGAUAGAAGACGUCAAGUCCGAAGGCUACAACAAUGAGGCACCACGGCAGACCGUGCUGAUGUGGGGCGCGCCUCCAUCACGCACCCCGCCCAGGAACAACGGCAGCUACAGCCCACCGACACCGCACUCGACGCACUCGUCGACGCACUCGGCCAAUGCUACCGGUGACCCGCUCAAGUCGUUGGCGGAGAUGAACACCAUGAACGGCGACUGCAAGUGGCGCCAGGCCUCGCCCACGGAUCAGCAAGUGACCGCGCCGAGCCCACCGAGAAACAACAAGACGCAGCAAUCCCAACAACAGCAGCAACAGCAGCAGCACCAUCAUCAACAACAGCAGCAUCAGCAAUAUCCGGUGACCACGUCGCAAUACCAGGCGGCUGCGGCAGCAGCUGCGGCUGCCGCCGCCGCCAGCAGCAUCGGUUACACGCACUCUCAUCCAGGCCACGGCGGGCACGGGGAAGCGGGCUCCGAGGUAUGGCAAGGAGUGCAACACCACCAUCACUACCAGUACUAUCCCUACCACCAUCACCACCCCGCACCACCAAGGCACACGCCCCAACCGUCCAUUUGGUUGCAGCACGCCACCGUCAGCUGCGGGAACGGGGACGGGGGUGGCGGCAGGCAUGGGCAUGGGCACCGGGGCGGACAACAGCACCAGCAACAGCAACGUCUUGUACCACCCUCCGCACCACCACCACGUGGUGGGAUCGUCAGUGGCGGCGGGAAUGGGCCCAACUGUCCCACAGAUUCCAAACCGGACGCCGGGAGUCCUCUGCUGUCCAUCUCUGAGGUGACUAACACCCUGCUCAACCAAUAGUCCCCUUGUGACCACGGCGUCGCUUUUCGUCAGUGAUGAAGAUAUCUCUGAGAAGAUGUCUUCGCCGGAGCGUCUCCCAAAACGCGUCACUGUACCAUACAGAUAAUGCCGAGUAAAAAGCAAAAUAAGGGUAUUCGUACAGUACUGUGUAAAAAAGGCAUACUCACUAUACAGAGCUAAUAACCAAUCUACUAUUACCUAACUUUCAUUGCAUUAAUUUAUCCGUAACGACACGUUAAGCGGAUGUUCUCGAGGAUUCGCAGUGUGAGUCUGUAUGAGGGGCAGCGAUCACUUGAGACAAUCUCUUGCGCGAUUUCGUUUAUUCGUCGCUGCGAUUGCUCGACGAGUAGCGACCGCAUUCGAUUGCAGAUCGGAGAUCUGCGUUAAAUGAAAAAACUUUCGCAGAAUCACUCCCGGUAGUUGGACAAUAUGAAUCUCGUCGCCAUCCUUGAAGGAUAGGAAAAUAUUUCGCUUUUACAGCUGCAAAUAUAUUCGUAUUGCUGUGUCGAUUUUCCUUUUGUUCUGCGAUAGAUUGCGAAACAUGCAAAAUAGAAUGGUGAUCACUGCCCAGACAUUGGAGCGAAAUGGGGUGAUGAACGACAUUCCUUUGAUAACCAAAAGCCGACGAACGGCAUUUACAUCUGAGAGCACAAAAUUCGUCACGUUUCGGUUGGAUCUCGACAAGCGCAACACACGCGACUUUAGUUCGUAACGAUCGUAGUUAACGAUGCGUCCGCGAAUUUGUACAAUUCUACCCACGACUAAUGCUUUCUUGUAUCCCGUGCUAUUGCGUUUGUACAAUUAUUAUUUGUUUCUUUUUCCAAAAGAGGAUAUGGAUUCUGUGAUAUGUGUUAGGUAAUUUAAACAAUCUUCUUCGGAGGGGAAGGCGUACUCGAGUGUAAUAUUUAUUGACGUAGAAUGUGGGCGAUAGGAGAUGAAACUUGUCGAGGAAUUGUGAAGGAUGCGAGCGAUAUAUCGAGGUACGAAUUACAGAAAUACAGAAACAUGUGUGCAAGAGGAUUAUUAAAACUCUAAGCAAAAAUCGGAAGCGGCGAAGUCUGAUUGAGAGGCCGAUUCUUGCAAGGACGUACGUUUUAAGGAUGCAUGAAGCGUAAGAAAAAUGUCUCGAACGAAUUAUUAAAACGGAAAGAUACGCGCUCUCAACAUUUCACAUUCCACGUUUAUUAAGCAAAGUUAUAUGCAUCGAAAUGGAAUUCCCGUUGUCGGGAGAAAUAAGGUAAACGUAAACGUAAAAUAAAUUCUCUUCCUUUUACGAGAAAAUAAUCUUCAUUCUGCCUAAAAAUCUUUUUCUAUAAAAAUCGCGACUCCAGCAUGUCACUAAACAUUUUAAAUAAACUCGCUGUUUCCCUGCGCGACUCUUGGCUUCCUGCAUAUUUAGUUCGAAUGAUAAUUCGCGAUAAUUAAUGGAAUGUUGGCAAUGAUUCAAAAAUAGGCGAUAUUCCCGUUUACAGUGGUUGAUUAAUUCUACUAUUUUCUACACAAAAAUUCGCUUAUAUUCUAUAAAUCAGUUUUACAAGGCGCAAGAUAAAACAUAUUCUGUUAUGCUAUUGGAGAAAAUUAUACAGAACCACAUUUGCAGCCGUGGAAACAAAUAUCAUAUCAAAUAUGUAUAAUUAUAAAUUAAUUUCUAUGAAAAGCGCUAAACAGUGGUAAAUUACGAUAUAUUAUAUGACAUAUAAUGUAACUAACAAUAAGCUAUUUCUGGAAGUUUGUUGGUUCUCAAUGGAUAAUAACGUUCUCGAUGCAAUUUUGUGCAGUUGCAACUGAUCGACUGUUGUAACGGGAAUCGACAUGAGAGCUAUGUGCUCCUUACAGUUAGCCUCCAGUUCUCUUUCGCGAAAGAAUCAUGUUAAGAUCGAUGGGAGAACAGAACGCGCGAAGCGAGCCACUUGUAGCCCGUUAAUUCGUCCGAAUCCCAGUCUUGCCAAUAUUUUGUUAAUAAGUUUGUAAUUUUUGUACUUAAUUAAUUUAUACGGAUUAUUUAUGUGUACGCGUAAUUCUCUCGUGUUUAGCGACGCUAGAUGGGCCUUCCAAUAAUUUUAAGUGCAUUCUCACUUGCAAAGUCGAGGAAGUCUCCGAGGACUCUCGUUGGACCGGAAGGGGAAAAUAUCCACGCGGACAAGAAUAAUUUUAUUGCGAGCACAAAGAGGUAAAAAGAAAGCUAUUUUAAAGUAACAUUGAUAGAAAGAGAGAGAGAGAGAGCUGCUGUUUCCACGCGCUUCUAAAAGAGCAACUUUGCAUAUCUACAAUCGCAUAUCAAAGUGGCGAUAGUAAUGUUAAAAAGAGAGAAAGAGAGAGAGAGAGCGAGAGCGAGAGCGAUAGAUAUUUAAAUAUUCUCUUCCAUAUUUCUCGAAUCAUCGCAUUAUUUAUUAACUGUAAUAUGUAAGACGUAUCAGGCGCGUCGCGCGCAAUGAUAACGUUAAGGAUAACAGGCGAAUUCCGUUUCCCACGCGUUUCAUUCUCGAUAACGCAUCGUACCUUUUUGUAUGUUCGUACGUACGAAACAUGUGUCUAUAUUUUAGCAAAAUCGAAGUGCCGGAUGCAGAAACCAUGGGCAAACAUUUAUUUCCCUCAACGAAUAAAUUGCACAUAAAUUAUAACAUUUUUAUGGGACACAUUUUAUUGAUCAACGCGAGGAAAUCGUGCAUCUUUUUUUUCUGGAUGAUGAAUAAAAUUAUAUUCACAGCGUAGAAGAGCCAGAUUUUUAAAAUAAAUUGCAUGGUAAUUUUAUUUACUUACAUGGUAAUAAAAGAUCCAAUAAAACAAAGUUUCGAGAUAUUUCGGACACUCUGAGUCGCUUUUCUGCCAAUGUCCGAGACGGUUUUGCACUUGUCCGAUGUCUCUGCAUUCCGAUCCUCGAUUAUCCGAAUGUACCACUCUACUUUGAUUGACCUUGCAACACAAACGCAGCUCAAGACGUCGAAACUGGUCACUAGCAAACGUGUUCUCGCCGUUUUGUCAUUGCACAUCGUUCAAUCUCGCAAUGUGAGUGUCCAGUUCAAAAAACAAUUUCUCAAGUAACGCGCAGAGAGUUUGCUUAGUUCGAAGCAAUCAUUUCUCGGUGGCCAAUUUUGAUUUAACUUCAUCUUGCUAAAGUCUUCCCGAUGUCUUCUUCUUCGUGUGCCCGCCAACAACGCGGCGCAGAUCGAGCACGCGGAAAUCUGAUCACUCGGAUUUCCCGAGAUAUGUUUCAAUUCUCUCCAGAACUAAAGUAACUUCGCAGACGUCUAUAAAGAUUCUUAGAAGAGGUGGAUCGAAUAACGAUUGCGAGUGCGUGAACAGACAUUGGCGACAAAAGGGAUCUUGGCGAGAUCAGCGCAAGAUCAGAGAGACACGCUGAUAGUAGCCCGUUUCGAGCCGAAAUCUUGUACAUCUAUACUUCUGACUUACUGUUGUAGCUUGCAAAAAAAAGGGAGGAUAUCCUCGUUUCUCUGCAAUAUCCUUAAACGAUAAGAAGCUACUAUUAUUAUUAUUCUAAUUAUUAUGAUUAUUAUUAUAAGUAAUCGAGUCUAGUCCAUACAUAAAAAAGUGAAUUAGCAACGAUAUGCUUAAAUUGUGAUAAUAUUCUCGCCGAGCUGAUGAUGCUGGAUUGACCGACAAUCUUAUCAAUUAUCACUGUAAUGUUCUCUCGGCGUGUGUAAAUGUAAGUGUAAGGAACGAUGAUACGUGCACCACCAUCCCUGAAUGGCAAGUAUUCGUCGACGAAGCGUAUCUCUCCGUGUACGUACGACGUGUCGACGUGCGAGGAUAUUUUGACGAUCUAAGCAUAAAUGUAUAUUCAUUGUAUAUUUGAGGUAAGGUAUCUAUAUUAAUAUACGAGAUUUAAAGAAAACGAGAAAGAGAGAGAGAGAGAGAGAGAGAAAGGUAGUUAAGUUAUCACAGUCGGUCCAGAUUUUCACGAGCAGCUGCGAAGACCGCGCGGGCCGAUGACGCGUAGCUUAUUUUCUAGCGAUUGUUCCGGAAGAAGAAAAAAAUUGCAAUCAGAGUGCGACAAUUAGCAGGCGAUUCUUCGUGAAGCGCACGAUAGAUGAGCGAGUACCUUACGAUACUCUUUGAAAAUUUCGAGCGAAUUUUGCGCGAGAUCGAUAGACAAACAGAUUUCCCAUGGAAAAUUGCAGUCUACAUUCGAAAUUACUCUCCUUUUUUUCGUUUUGUAAUGAUUGUUUUAUUCCGAGAUAAGACGGAAUAAAUCUUGAAUGAAUGAAGUGAAAUGAAUAAAUGAAUUGACUUGAAGUCUUUAUUAAUUGUAUUAAAUAUCAAAUUUGUUACAAAUUACAAGAAUAUAAUAUAUUGCUAUUCGUUCUUUCUCAUUUGCAUUUAAAUGACCAUAUGCAAUUUUAAUACAAGCAACAUUUAAAGGCGAUGUUUCUCGAACGAAGACAAAUUGAAGUAACAUAAAAUUUUGGAUAGAUUCCUCUUACAACAAUCGCUAGCUAAUUUUAACAAUGGAAGCUAUGUUCCGUUCUUCUUCGCACUGCGAUUUUAUUUCGUAACUUUAAAUAUAUCAAAGUCGAUUAACAGUUCCAUGCCAAACCGAAUUUUGAAGAUCUUGAUCACUCCAUCCAUUUUUCUCUGAUAUAUUAUAUUAUCCUAUAGGAUCUAGCUAUUAUUAACACCAUUGCUAAGGAUAAGUUCUACAAAUAAAAUUUUAAAACUGUAUCAAAUGUUUAUAUGAAAUAAAUUAUGAUAACGCAAUAA
This is a messenger RNA of Ooceraea biroi (clonal raider ant), 7742 nucleotides long. RefSeq names its product aryl hydrocarbon receptor spineless (gene ss). The record is from RefSeq and is a predicted model, not a curated record. Lineage: Eukaryota; Metazoa; Arthropoda; Insecta; Hymenoptera; Formicidae. Gene Ontology annotation, molecular function: protein dimerization activity; transcription cis-regulatory region binding; nuclear receptor activity. Gene Ontology annotation, cellular component: aryl hydrocarbon receptor complex; nucleus. Gene Ontology annotation, biological process: regulation of transcription by RNA polymerase II; xenobiotic metabolic process; response to xenobiotic stimulus.